Molecule: messenger RNA, 1263 nt
Organism: Cavenderia fasciculata
Lineage: Eukaryota; Evosea; Eumycetozoa; Acytosteliales; Cavenderiaceae
Gene: psmC2
Product: 26S proteasome ATPase 2 subunit
Exons: 5
Coding region: 1-1263 (420 amino acids)
Biological process (GO): proteasome-mediated ubiquitin-dependent protein catabolic process
Cellular component (GO): proteasome regulatory particle, base subcomplex
Molecular function (GO): ATP hydrolysis activity; ATP binding; proteasome-activating activity
Source: RefSeq, a predicted model, not a curated record
AUGGUGAAUAAAGAAGAUAUCGAAGAUGAUAUGAUUAAUGAAGUCGCACCAAAGGCUUUAGAUGAAGGUGAUAUUGCUUUAUUAAAGUCUUAUGGUGUUGGACCAUACACAAAAUCAAUAAAAGAUUUGGAAGAUGAUAUUAAAAAGAUGACUGCAAAAGUUAAUGAGAUUUGUGGUAUUAAAGAAUCAGAUACAGGUAUUGCACCACCAAGUCAAUGGGAUUUAGUUGUAGAUAAGACUUCAAUCAAUGAAGAACCACCUUUGCAAGUUGCAAGAUGUACAAAAAUUAUUAAUCCAGGAACACAAAAUGCUAAAUAUAUUAUUACAGUUAAACAAAUUGCAAAGUUUGUUGUAGCUUUGGGUGAUAAACUUUCUCCAACUGAUGUUGAAGAAGGUAUUAGAGUUGGUGUUGAUAGAAAUAAAUAUCAAAUUCAAAUACCAUUACCACCAAAGAUUGAUGCAUCAGUAACAAUGAUGCAAGUAGAAGAGAAACCAGAUAUUACAUACAAAGAUGUUGGUGGAUGUAAAGAACAAAUCGAAAAGUUGAGAGAAGUCGUAGAAAUGCCAUUGUUGCAUCCAGAAAAGUUUGUCAAUCUCGGUAUCGAUCCACCAAAGGGUACCGGAAAGACAUUGUGUGCUCGUGCCGUUGCCAACCGUACCGACGCUGCAUUUGUACGUGUCAUUGGUAGUGAAUUGGUGCAAAAGUAUGUUGGUGAAGGUGCACGUAUGGUACGUGAUCUCUUCCAAAUGGCUCGUUCCAAAAAGGCUUGUAUUAUCUUUUUCGAUGAAGUCGAUGCUAUCGGUGGUGCCCGUUUCGAUGAUGGUGCCGGUGGUGACAAUGAAGUACAACGUACAAUGCUCGAGUUGAUCAAUCAAUUGGAUGGUUUUGAUCCACGUGGUAACAUCAAGGUUCUCAUGGCCACCAAUCGUCCAGAUACCCUCGAUCCUGCCCUUCUCCGUCCAGGUCGUCUCGAUAGAAAGGUAGAGUUUGGUUUGCCAGACCUCGAAGGUCGUGCUCACAUUUUCACCAUCCACGCAAAGACAAUGAGCUGUUCUCGUGAUAUUCGUUUCGAACUUUUGGCUCGUCUCUGUCCAAACUCUACAGGUGCCGAUAUUCGUUCCGUUUGUACAGAAGCCGGUAUGUUUGCCAUUCGUGCUCGUAGAAAGAUCGUCACUGAAAAGGAUUUCCUCGAAGCUAUCGACAAGGUUAUUAAAUCUUAUGCUAAAUUCUCUGCUACUCCAAAGUAUAUGGUUUACAACUAA